Solenopsis invicta (red fire ant) is the source of this 861-nucleotide messenger RNA. Its product is annotated as peptidyl-prolyl cis-trans isomerase E-like. Gene Ontology annotation, molecular function: peptidyl-prolyl cis-trans isomerase activity. The transcript has 5 exons. Gene Ontology annotation, biological process: protein peptidyl-prolyl isomerization. The record is from RefSeq and is a predicted model, not a curated record. Bases 1 to 861 code for a protein of 286 amino acids. Lineage: Eukaryota; Metazoa; Arthropoda; Insecta; Hymenoptera; Formicidae.
AUGGAAGAAUCUCCAUCAGCGAUUGAAAAAAGAUCCCUUAUAUUAGAUGUACAAAAGCGAUUAUCUGAAAAAAGUCAGACGAGAUGUUUCUUUGACAUUGGACUUAAAGAAGAAAAUCAAAAAUUAGGUCGUAUAAUAUUUGAACUUUAUGAUAGUAUCGUACCACGCACAUGCGAGAACUUCGCAGCUUUCUGCCAUGGGGUGAACGGAUUGUCAUACAAGCGUACUCCAUUUCAUCGUAUUGUCUCUGGUUACUGGUGUCAAGGAGGAGAUGUCACAAAGUUUGAUGGUACCGGUGGCUCCUCCAUAUAUGGUGAUUCAUUUGACAAAGAAAAUUCUAGUCUACGUCAUACAGGACCUGGCAUCCUUUCAACAUGCGACAACGAUGACGGGAAAAACGACUCCAAAUUUAAUCUCACGUUUAAAUGCUUAAGAACUCUAGACGGAGAUAAAACCGUUUUCGGCCGAGUAAUAGAUGGAAUGAACAACAUCUACAAAAAUACCCUCAUCACAGCACGAGUCUACUACUCACCGUAUAUUUGCGCGAGCAAGGUAAAGCACACUGUGUACUUUGCUCGCGCGAGUAUACGAGUCAAAGUUAAGGAGGCUCUACUGUACGGCGAUGCUGGAGGUGAUAAGGAGAUUCAACAGGAUACUAGGGGUUUGAUGUCGUUUCUCUCUUUACAUAAAACUCUACAUGCAAAGAGAACUCUACUCAAGACAUCGAUAACGUCAUGCAAAGAGGUACGCGUACGAACGACGCAAAAUGCUACGACGCGACAAGAUUCGCAGUGGUUUCUCGUCGGCGCUCGUCGCACGAUGUCAGAAUCGAGCUUUCUGCGUCUCUACCUACCGCGAUGA